CUCUGUCCGGAAUGAUGGUGCCUUGCAGAACAGAGGUGACAAUAAUGACUGUGACCUCUGCGUAGGGCACAGGCACGCGUAAUAUAAGCCUUCGAGGUGUAGCUAUACACUGUCUACGUGACUCCCAAUACACAAUAACUCCCCAUGAUGGCAGGGGAUCUCCCCGUAUCCACAAGCGAAACGGCCAGCACGCUGGCUCGCACCCUCCUAGUCUGAAAAUACCUGUCCGAGCUAGAUUUAACGCCUAAACAAUUCAUGGUCACGUUUAUGUCAUCCCUGGACCCCUCGUUGGUCUAUCGUCGGCGGCUCAUGAAAGUUGGCCUUGCUUUCAAGCAAACCCGAUCCAUAGUUCGCAACCUGGGCAAGCUUUCGCGGUCAUGUGAAGAGGGACGAGCCGACUGGGAGGACUUAUGCAUUAGGCCUCUGCCAUAGUCAAUUCGCAGGAAGUGCCUCGUGGGAAUUUUCCUACCGGGGCAUAUGUAAGUUCAAAUAAGAUUACGCCGGACUUUUUCAGCAAAAGUGCGGAGAGUCAUCGUGAGAAGCAAGUGGUAACAGGAAUGAAAUUCCUACACUCCCUGAUCCAUGGGAAGCUUGCCCUUGGUUUGAAUCAAUGCAAUCAGGCAGACCAACUCGAGG
Molecule: messenger RNA, 636 nt
Organism: Melampsora larici-populina 98AG31
Lineage: Eukaryota; Fungi; Basidiomycota; Pucciniomycetes; Pucciniales; Melampsoraceae
Exons: 2
Coding region: 256-432 (58 amino acids)
Source: RefSeq, a predicted model, not a curated record